Myripristis murdjan (pinecone soldierfish) is the source of this 3859-nucleotide messenger RNA. It is a transcript of the gene rmi1, whose product is annotated as RMI1, RecQ mediated genome instability 1, homolog (S. cerevisiae). Bases 668 to 2914 code for a protein of 748 amino acids. The record is from RefSeq and is a predicted model, not a curated record. Lineage: Eukaryota; Metazoa; Chordata; Actinopteri; Holocentriformes; Holocentridae. Gene Ontology annotation, molecular function: nucleotide binding. The transcript has 9 exons. Gene Ontology annotation, biological process: double-strand break repair via homologous recombination; resolution of meiotic recombination intermediates. Gene Ontology annotation, cellular component: RecQ family helicase-topoisomerase III complex; nuclear body.
GAUCAAUCAGAUGACGCAACGAGCUGACAAACGUGCACGCCCAUUCCCCCGUUUCGCUCACAGCCCUGUUCAAAGAUACACGUUAGCAGCUCAUCCAGACUGAUAGGACCACAAAAGGACAGCCGAGAAUAGUACUCCAGACUCUUGCAUUGCAGCAGUUUGUUAUUUGCUAAGUUAGUGACAAUUAUUUAUUAUUAUUAAGAUUCAUUAGAUACAGGUAGAGAGUGACAGUCUCAAACCCACAGGGGGUGCUGCGUGCUCUGCCUUGAGCUAAAUGAAAAGGACCACCAGAACCAGUAGAGGUAAGGUUUACAGACAGGUGAAAAUAUCUCUUCAAGUGAAACUUCACAAUUUGACAUCUAAACAAAGAGUCAGUAAAAUAAGUAUAUUUUACUGACCAAAUCACACAGUGGCAAAUACAAACUGUAUUGUAUAUGUGUAUAUAACACAAAUCAGAUCAUUGCUACAAAAAUUGGGUAUGCAAAGGUAAUGUGGUGUAGUUACUCUGGUCAUUAAACAAUAUUUAACUGAAUAAUUGAUCCUUAGAUAGCAGCAACUGCACAAAAAUCAACUACUGACGGCUGGAGUUGUGCACACCUUACAUGGUAGCUAGCCGUGGAGGAGAAAAUAGCUGAAAAUAACUCAGGGUUAGUAGCAGAGGUAGAGGAUGGCUCCUGAGAUCCAUGGAGUGGUGUGUGCCACCCAGGCCUGGCUGCAGUCCUCCUGGCAUGUCCAGGUGCCCUUUGCCUGGCUGGAGGCCUGUGUGCAGUGGCUGCAGGAGGAGGGUGGAGGAGCAGGCCGUCUGACACAGCAGCACAUCAACCAGCAGGUGCUAGACCAGUGGCUGUUGACAGACCUGAGGGACCUGGACCAUGCUGUUCUCCCUGAAGGGCUCUCCCAGGCCCAUAAGACGGAGCUCAGCGGCACCUUCUGUGUCCAGGUUGACUCAUUACUGGACAUCAGCCAGCCAGCCUAUGGUCAGCUGCAGAAAUGGAGGGGCACAGACUGUACCAAUGAGGAGGUGUCUGCUGUCACACAGACCACCCAGAGGCCCUGGGAGGCCAAGCCAAAUCGCAUGCUGCUGCUACAGGUGACAGAUGGAGUCCAGAGCUUGGAAGCCAUGGAGUAUCAGCCGAUCCCUGCACUCAGCACAGCUCUCAGGCCUGGUGUGAAGCUGCAGUUGCAGGGGCAGAUAGUUUGCAGACUGGGGAUGUUGUUGCUGGGUCCAGCCAACGUCAAAGUCCUGGGUGGUGAGGUAGAAGACUUGGUAAACAGAAACAGCCAGGGAAAGGUGUUGUGUAGAACUCUGGGACUUCCUGAAGAGGAACAGCAGGACGGGGAGGAGGGCCCGCCAGCAUUACCCGAAGGUAACCAGGAAGCAGAGAACUUGGAGGUAGAUGAUGAAGAGUUGCUGGCCAGUCUGGAGGCCCAGGAGGAGGUGGAAAGGGGUCGGUGGGGCGCUCAUUUGGAGAGCGGCUAUGGGACAUUCAGUGAGGCCUCCACUCAUUCCUCCAGAGGCUCCUCUGUCAGGAGCCAUGCCUCCACUGCUUCAUCCAGAAGUGAAGCCUCCACACCCUCUUACAGAAGUGCCUCAGUGCAGCGUCAUCGCCGGCUAGAAGACUCUGACCUAGUCGCCCCUGUAUCUUCCACCUGCUCGACUCCUCCAGAUGUCACAGAUUACAACAUGGCAGAUGAAGAUUUUCCCGAUGAAGACUUUGAUGACCUCCCCCUGGAUGAGUUGGACAGUAUAAUUUUUCAUGAAAACACAAACAUCACCCCUCAGUCUGACAGCAGUCACAGAAGCAGACCACAGACUGAUAACAGAACAGCAGCAAAUCCCAGCAGCUUUGACAGAGCCACAAAACCACAGACUGAUCGGUGUGACAGAGAACCACGCCAGCAGACUUUGAAUGACUCUGGGUCACGGCUUGGCUCUGACAACUCCAGAUUUGCUAGGCCAGACAAACACAAAGGGCAGUUGGCGGCAGUGACCUCCAAUCCCUAUUUGCCCUCAGCUUCAUCCUCGUCCCAUGAUGGUGGCCAAUUCCUAACUGAUGAUGAGACAGUUUUCCUGGAUGAAGACAUGGAUUCCUGCUUUAUCACAGAGAUAGAAACUGGGCAAGCCGGACUUGAGAGCACACACAGUACAACUCAAGAAAUGGCUCAAGUCUCAGGGUCUGGACGGCAAGAAAGAUUUGAGAACGUGAAUGAGAGACCUCAAGGGCUUUGUCAGUCCAGAUUAGGCAUAGACAGAGCUGCCAUUAAAACAGAAUCAGCAGAUUCCAAAUAUAGACUUAGCAGCCAGUCGCCAAAAGGAAUUACAGAUAUAAUUUCCAUGAAGACGACACCUACGUUUGCAAGCGCACACAGCACAACUCAGGGGCGCAGUUACACCUCAAGUGCCAUAAAUGUGGAUGGAGUAUCUGUUGGAAAAGAUCCACAGUGUGACAGCAGCACUGUCCCUGCUCUCACCUUGACCUCCCUGCCAUUUACUUACCUGCGUCUCCUUCAAGAGCGCAUCUCUAAACAACACCUACACACUGCUGAGAUCCGUGUCAAAGCCUUUAUUGUCACCCUCCUGGGGAAGCUGACCAGCAGCAACGGUGUUUGGCGGGUCUGUGCCACUAUAUCGGACGGAAGUGGUUAUUUGGAUGUGGAGCUGUCAGAUGAGGUUUUGACAGGUCUGCUGGGAUUCUCUGUGGCAGAGAAGGCAGUUCUGAAACGUGACCCGGCUCGGAGAGGUGAGUUAGACACUGGGAUGAAGAGGUGUCAGGAAGCGCUGGUGGAUAUGUGCUGUGUGAUGGCCAUUGUGGUUGAACCACAAGGGAGGAGAGCUGUGGUGACCAAGGCAGAGCCAGUCACAGAGAAAGUGCUGCAGGCACUGGAGCAGAGGGUGAGAGACAGGAGAAAAUGAAGAUAGAAUAGAGGUUAAGGGGGAGAGAGUUUAAAGGAAGGGUGACAACAAAACAAGAGGCACUGGAAAAGACAAUUAUCCAUCCUUAGCAUGGGUGAAGGUUGCACAUCAGAAGCACCUUGCAAGUUUUCCCAUGUACAGUGAGUUAUUUUCAGUUUAUUGACCACUGACCUUAGUCAGCAAAUGAAAACUGUAAAAAUGAGAUUUGUGAUCAACCUGCCGUUCUGCCCGGUUUUGGAGAGCAGAAUGUGUUAACUGGAUGUCUGAUGAUCACUAAACCGUGUGUUGCAAUGCACCCCAUCUGCUAUAUGUGAAGCAUGAGACAUUCUGUCAUUUGUUAGUAAAGGACUUCAUUCACUUAACUGAGCUUUCUAUUUAUAAUGCACUACAACCAGUCCCAGCAAAGUAAACAAAUGGAAAUUUUUUAAAUAUUUUAAACACUUUUUGGACCGGUUGUCAUGUCAGCCCGAAGGACUCAGAUUGGAGUUUCAUAAUUACAUAGAGAGGUUAAACAUUUUGAACUAUGUGAAGGAAAGAGGGAAGGGGAAGGGGAAAAGAAAGGAGCCCGAGAUGUGAAAAGAGAUAGAGUGAGAGAGGGGAAAAAAAACCUCAUCCUCUUAUUGUUGUAAUGAAUUGCCCGCCUUCGCAUUCAUUCAAUACACCCUUUGCUUCUGACUGAAAAAUGAUUGAAUCUCCAAGGGCAGUGUGGGUCUUUAAUAAACUUCCACAGAAGAGAAUGAGAGGAAAGGAUGGUAAAGGAGAGGCCAUGGGCUUUGAUUAUUUCUGUUUAUUAUAAAGCUCAUCUAUGUGUAUGUGUAUGUUUGUCUAUUUAUAUUUCAUGGAUUUCCCAUCAAAGUGAAUUGUUAGAAAGGUUUUAUGAUUUCAUUCUUUGCUUAAUAAAACUUACUGAAAAUAAAUUUCUACAACUAAUUUUGCAUUUUCUGU